GUGAUUGGCUGAAACGCUUUCCCAUACAGCGCCGUAUAAUUCCAGCAUGUAGGAUUAAUAACUCAUUAAAAUCAAGUUUUAAACUGUUAUGUUUAGGGAAUUUACGUCUAUGAGUAAAAUAAAUGGAUUAUUUUCGAUCAUUUGAGUUUAAAAAUGAACUUUAAUUCCAAACUUUACCCUCGAGGCCUCUAACAAUAGGCAGAGCUGGAUCUAUUCAGCUGUAAAAGCGCCUGUUUGUGGAGUUUGUGGGCUUUGCUGCGAGAACAGCAGGGAAGAGACUCGUCCAGCAGUGAACACCAUUAUCUGCCUUUUUUAUAAUUUACGGUUUUACGUGUAGCCCACGCCGCGUGGACCCUCCUUCGUGGUUUGUCAGGAAUGUUCAUGUAUCGCAUUGAUAACACGGGUGUGUGUUUGGUUUGUGACAUGUGAGUAAACCGAUAUGGUGGAGUAACCCGGCGGAAUGAGGACAGGAGACUACCAUGGUGAGUGAACAACAACGACGUUUCUUUUUAUUAUUUAAUUUAAGUUUUUUUUUAUCUGUUUUUUCUUAGGUGUACAGCUGUAAAACACGUGGAACUACCUUUAAUUAUAACUUUUUAAUUUGUCUGUUGAUUCCAAAACAAGCAGUCAUAUAAAACUGCUCUGUUGUAUUUCUUAUAAAUACAUUAAAUUAAAGAUUAAUUUAAAGCAAAAUACAACCACACAUUAUACAUUUACAUGAGAAAAACUCUAAGCAGACACAUUUUACCUAUUUUUCACUCUCAUGUCACCUGUCAUGUGACUUUCCAGAACAAUUCUGUUUUGUUGUCUCCCACCUUUAUGUUGACAACAGUGUUGACAGGCUGUUGUAGUGCCAUGUUUUACACCUGUUGAGAAAAUGUUCAUGUGUUGGUAGGGCUUGGCGUAAGGGAAAAAGUUUAUCAUGAUAUGUAUUUUUUCAUAUCAGUCGAUAUCGAUAUAUAAAAAAAGAGAUUUACAGUGUUUAUUGGUAGCAUGUCAUUUGCAAUACAAUAAUCUCCUGCAUCUGUGAGGUCUUUGUGUCUCUUUGACAUUUUGUCGUAAGGCGUUGUGCUAGAGAAAGUGGACUGAAUGUUCGGCUGUUUUGGCUCCUUGCUCCGGUCGGGGUUUGUAACCUUUUGCGUUGCGCGUGUUCUGCCGCGUGGCACCGUUUCAGGUGGUGAAAAAAAAAUUGAGGUAUUCCCAGACUUUGCGAGAACAUGUCAAAAAAACAAACUACCUCCACACCACCGACGUUUUCGUGCCAGUGUUGUCGGAGAUGUUGUCACCUGUUGAGCCUUCAUCGUCAUUUCUGCUGGGGGUAGCACUCAUUUUCUUUUUUUCACGUUAAAGCGCUAUGGUUGUGUGUAGCUGCUGUCUGCUACUAAGCUGUUGUUUGCUACUUGGUUCUAAUUCAGCACAUGAUUGGUUCAGUAUGAAGCGGACCUGGAGCAAGUCCCCUUUUCAUUUGUUAUUGAUAUAGUCUACCAAAACAUGGCAGAAUGCCAACUAUAUAUUGACCAUGUUUAUAUCGAUAUUGUGAGAAAUUAAUUUUUGAUAUAUAUAUCGUUAUCAUUUUAUCGCCCAGCCCUAUGUGUUGGUGUGGGUCACAGUCAGUUCAUCCCUUUAGUUAUUAAUAAAUAAAAUAUGUGUAUAUUGAUUAAAUUGAAGAGCAGAGUUGUGUUUUUAUUUGCCACAUCCAGACAGACUCAGACGCGUCGACACAAAGUGGAGGUUAUGAUGUGGAGCUGUUUGUGGACACUCCAGACUACGACCUGAUCUGCACUAUAUGCCAGGGUGUCCUCAGGUGUCCAGUGAGAGCUGCAUGUCACCACAUCUUCUGCAAGAAAUGCAUCUUACAGUGGCUGAAGAGGUACUGAAUACUACAAAAAUACACACAACUUUUUAGGAUUAUUAAAGAUAAUCUGGACUGAGACUACCUGCUAUUUUUCUUCCAUAGGCAGGAGACCUGCCCCUGCUGCAGGAAGCCUGUGAAUCCCAGCUUAAUCUUUGUCAUGUUCAAACUGAGCAAAUCUAUCGGACGCAUGAAGAUCAAGGUAGGCUAAUAAUAAUAACUUUUUUAUAGCACUUUUAAAAACAUAAAAUAGGUAAGAAAGUAUCUAUUAUAGCUACAAGCUUUUUCUCAUUCUGGUGGACGAUAAAAGGCAUAAAACAUGUACAGAAAAGUUAAUAAAAAGUCAAUAUUAACCACACCAUGACCAUUAUGUGUACACAUAAAUUACUGUAAAUAAUAUUAUACUUCAAAACCUUUAUUAAAAUGUAUAUAACUCAGUAGUUGAGCUGUAUUUUUCACAGUAAUUAAUGAGAACUUUUACUUUUUAUUUAAUCUUCAAUGUCUCUUUUCACAUCACUUUCAGCUACUUUAUAAUUUUACUGUAAUAUUGACCUCAGUAAAUAUUUGGCUUCUUCCUCAGUCAACUUACCUAGUCUCCAAUAUUUAAGAUAAUUCCCUAAUGCUCUCCCUCACUGUCCAUUUUUAAAACCCGGCUAAAAACCCACUUUUACUCCUUGGCUUUUGACCCAGCAUGAGACGGCAUUUGUUUUAUUGCUUUUAUUAUAUUUUAAAACAACUAUUUAUUGUUGUUUUAUGUUUUUAUGUUAUUAUGUACCACACUUUGUGUCAGCUUUGGUUGUAUUUAAAGUGCUCUCUAAAAAAAGUUGAGUUGAGUGUCAAGCAGAAAUCCGUGAAUGACUCAUUUUGAAGCCAAUGAUCUUUUUGUAACUUUCUGUUUCUGGUGUGUUACAGUGUAAGAAUGAGAUCCGCGGUUGUCCAGAGACCUUCCCCCUCUCAGAGCAGUACUGCCACAGCAUGAGCUGCCUGUAUGAGCUCAUCCCCUGUCCUUACCAGGGCUGCCGGGCGCAGCUCCUACGCAGGGACCUGGACACCCACGCGCGCCACUGUGAACACUGGCGUCAGCCCUGCCACAUGGGCUGCGGGACGAUACUCUCCCACCGCACCCAGGCCCAACACAACUGCUACAAACAGCUGAGGCAGGAGUACGAAGCCAGACAGAGGAACCACAGGGCCAUCGCAACCGCCCUGCAGAGGAAGAUGAGGCGGAUGCAGAGCACCAUGGCCCACAUGAAGAGGCAGAUUGGGCUGAUCUGUGAGAGUCUGGAGGUGAUGGAUGACCUGAAUGAAGUGGAGGAGGAGUACCUCGGAGAGAGCAGCGGGACGCCGGGUAGCAACAACAGCAACUGCUGAAGAAAAGUCACAAUUUACUGCUGCUGGUUGGCUACUGCUUUGUAUCAAUCUGCGUGUGUUCACUUUUUUAGCGGUGUGUUUUGUGAAUGUGUAGGUUGGUAUGAGAUUUACUGAGUGACUUUGUUAUAUUGUGCUGUAUUUUUAUCAAUUUUGUAAAUAAAAGUGUUUACUUAC
Molecule: messenger RNA, 3397 nt
Organism: Xyrichtys novacula (pearly razorfish)
Lineage: Eukaryota; Metazoa; Chordata; Actinopteri; Labriformes; Labridae
Source: the annotation of a GenBank genome assembly